AUGGUUACUUAUACUUGUGAUAGAUGUGGUAAUAUUUUUCCUAAAUUAUGGAAACUUAGACGCCACCAAGAAAGAAAGUUUUCAUGCAAGCCUGCACCCAACCCCCAGUUGCCAGACCCUGAACCAAAUCAUGAAGCCGGUCCUGGUCCAACAACUCAAGCUCACAGAGAAGCACAAAUUACUGAAACUACCAGUCAGCAGGCUAUAACCCAAGACCAAGAAAAAAUAUACACUCCUGAAGAGAAUUUUCAGUCAAUUUAUGAAACAGAAAAUGGUGUUAAAGAAAAAGAACUCCCCUCUGGAGAUAUAAAAUUUCUGAAAAAAAGGCCAGAUACAGAAAGGCAACACAAAAGUUUGGAUGCUGUAACCUUUUAA
Racocetra fulgida is the source of this 375-nucleotide messenger RNA. Lineage: Eukaryota; Fungi; Glomeromycota; Glomeromycetes; Diversisporales; Gigasporaceae. The record is from the annotation of a GenBank genome assembly.